This is a messenger RNA of Pichia kudriavzevii, 1029 nucleotides long. RefSeq lists its product as uncharacterized. The transcript has a single exon. Lineage: Eukaryota; Fungi; Ascomycota; Pichiomycetes; Pichiales; Pichiaceae. Bases 1 to 1029 code for a protein of 342 amino acids. The record is from RefSeq and is a predicted model, not a curated record.
AUGAGUGAUGACGAGUUAAGCAAAGAGGCGAAGCUAGAGGCUGCAAGAAAGAAGUUUGAAGAACUGAAGAAGAACAAAAAGAAGAAGAAGGGUAAGAAGGGGAAGCUGGCAACAAGUGAGACGCCUGAACCAGAGACUGCACCGGUGGUUUUAGAGGAGAAAUCGCCUAUGGUGGAGGGAAAAGGUGGUGUAGAUGAGCAAGCGGAUGUUGUAGAUGAGGAAAAGGGCGUUGUAGAUGAGGAAAAGGGCGUUGUAGAGGAAUUGCAAGAAACCGGAGAGAGUGAAACACAUGUCUCUGAAAAAGAGGAACCAUUAAAGUCUGAGAAGUCGGUGGGUGCACCAAGUGGAGAAGGCGACUCUAGCGAUCCUUGCCAGAAUGAAUCUGUAGAAAAUGGCAAUUUGCCAUUGAAAGAUGCUAAUGAAUCAAGUGAUACCGAAGGUCCAGAGACACCAGGCAACAAGGUCGAAAAGGGGGGAGAUGAAGUUGCCCCGAUCGUGGAUAAUAAGGCCUCAAAUGACAAUGACAAUGGCGAUCAACAAGAGGAGACAAAGAGCGAUGUCUCUCUGUCAGCAAUAAUAUCCAAUGGGCAAGCAACGCAAGAGUCUACGUUUUUGACUUCUGCAUUACAAACAACAAUUGCAGAACUUCAGGAAUCCAAUGAAAAAUUACACUCUGAAGUUGGAGAAUUGAAGGCAGAAAAUCUUGAGCUUAAACUAACCAAGAUGGAUCUGGAAAUGGAACUUGAAAAUGUUAAGCAUGAACUCAAGACACAAAGAGAAGAAGUAUUACGUCUGACACGACAACUGGAAGGUUCAAAAAACAACACACAUGGACAAGGGUCUAUGGAUGUAUAUUCCCUACAGAAUACUUCAAGUUUCCAAAACUUGACUAAUUUCAAUAUCAAGAAUAACUCGCAAGAUUUUAUGGAUAUUGUCGACGUUAAAGAAAGAUUGGCACAAUGGAAAGGCUGGAAUAUGGACAUGCAUGGAUGGAGAUCAAUUGGAAUGGGUCCUGUUAUUGAUGCUUAA